AUGGUGGCGGUACUGGCGGUGUUGCGGUCCGCGUUGCCGUAUGGCAGCUGGUGGCGCAUGGAGGGGAACGCGGAGAAGAACAUGGGGUACGAGGCGGCGGCCGGUGAGGGAAGGGGGAAGGCGGAGCGGGGGCGGCGGAAGCUGAGGGUGUGGGGAGCCUGGGGGAUGCUGGUCGCAAGCUGUGGCGAUUCUAUAUCGGAGGUGACGAUCCCGCAUCUGCUGGCGUCGACCAUCUUCGCGGCGUCUAACAACAUGGGCGCGCAGUUCGCGCACAACGCCAAGCUGCUCGUCGCGCUCACGCUCGCCUGCGGGGCCUUCAGUGGGCUGCGCUCCUUCUGCUUCACGGUGCUCAACAUGCGCAUGGUGUGCCGCAUGCGAGAGGCACUCUUUUCUACCAUCAUGCACCAGGACGUGAGUUUCUUUGACAAGGAAUCAGUGGGCGACCUCACUUCACGUUUGGGCGGCGGACUGCCAGCAGGUGGCGCAGAGCACAGCGGGGGACGUCAACGUCACAGGCCUUCACUGGGUGCCGUAUGCGACGUGAGUUUCUUUGACAAGGAGUCGGUGGGCGACCUCACUUCACGCUUAGGCGCGGACUGCCAGCAGGUGGCGCAGAGCACAGCGGGGGACGUCAACGUGAUGCUGCGCAACGCACUGCAGGGGGCGGGCGCCAUGUUCUUCUUGCUGCGCCUCUCCUGGCGCAUGGCGCUCAUCUCCGCGGGCCUCUGCGCCCUCAUGUGGUGCUGCCUCGUCGCCUAUGGCAGGGUACCGUGGGCUGGCAGGUUCCAGAGAGAGAGUGCCCGCCUCAUCCAAGACACUGUUGCAUCCGCCAAUGAGGUGGCAGAGGAGACCAUUUCACUGGCUCGUGUGGUCCGCACUUUUGGCACGGAGCAGCAGGAAGUCAACAGGUACAAGGUGCCACUGCAGCGCCUGCAGCAUGUGGGCCUCAGGCGCUCUGUGGCGUAUGGCAUGUGGAAUUUCGGUGGCAACACCAUCUACAAUGCCACUCAGGUCCUCGCUAUAAUCAUGGGAGGCAGUGCAGUGAUGUCGGGCGCCAUCACAGCAGAGCAGCUCACGCAGUUUAUUCUGUACGCCGAGUGGGUCGUGCACGCUACCUGGUGGGUGGGCGACCACUGGGCGUCCCUCAUGGACUCCCUGGGCGCCUGCAGCCGCGUCUUCCAACUGCUGGACCUGCCAUCCUCACCACAGCUCGCGAAGACACAAGGUGGGUUGGUCACUUACUGGUCGUCCCUUAGGACUCCCCUAGGCCUCAUGUGCACGCCACCUGGAGGGUGGGCGACCACUGGGCGUCCCCUCAUGGACUCCCUGGGCGCCUGCAGCCGCGUCUUUCAACUCCUGGACCUGCCAUCCUCGCCACAGCUCGCACAAACCAAAGGUUUACAGAUGCCAUGGCUGCAAGGCAAGAUAGAGUUCCGAGAUGUGUCCUUCCAAUACCCAACCCGCCCUGAGGCUUCCGUGCUGUCCCAUGUGAAUCUGAGCAUCAACCCCGGCGAGCUGGUGGCACUGGUGGCGCUGGUGGCGCUGAGUGGCAAAGAGAUGACUGUUUCUCACCUCUUUGUAUAUCCUCAUCUCACUUCAAUCCACCCUUCCGUUCGCCCCUUAUUCUUCCUGCAGGCCUCCGUGCUAUCCCAUGUGAAUCUCACCAUCAAUCCCGGCGAGCUGGUGGCGCUGGUGGGGCUGAGUGGCAGUGGGAAAAGCACUCUCGUGGGGCUGCUGCAGCAGCACUAUGAACCCACACACGGAGAGAUUCUUUUGGACGGUGUUCCUAUAAAGGAGUUUGACACUAAAUGGCUGCGCGGGCAGAUGGGGGUAGUCAGCCAAGAGCCACGUCUCUUCAGCACAGACGUGGCAGCAAACAUUUCGUAUGGCUCGGGCAGCCGAAAAAAGAGCCACGAGGAGAUCACACGCGCGGCCUGCGCGGCCAACGCGCACGAUUUCGUUUCGGAGCUUCCCGAGGGGUACGCGACAGUGGUGGACAACUCGCGGCUGAGCGGCGGGCAGAAGCAAAGAAUCGCGAUUGCCCGGGCGCUGGUUCGUGACCCGAAGAUACUGAUUUUGGAUGAGGCGACGAGUGCGCUGGAUGUGGAAAGUGAGAGGAACGUGCAGGGGGCACUGGAUGAGGCGAUGAAGAGGGGGAAGAAUGGCCGGCGCGAUCGUACCGUCAUUGUGAUUGCACACAGGCUGUCUACGAUCCAGGCAGCAGACCGCAUCGUGGUGAUGGCUCAUGGCAGGAUAACAGAGGUGGGCACACAUGCACAGCUCAUGGCCAAGGGUGGUGAAUACGCAAGGCUGGUGAACAUGCAAGACCAUACACCAGCAUUCGCGAUGCCUUGA
This is a messenger RNA of Closterium sp. NIES-65, 2355 nucleotides long. The record is from the annotation of a GenBank genome assembly. Lineage: Eukaryota; Viridiplantae; Streptophyta; Zygnematophyceae; Desmidiales; Closteriaceae.